AUGGGAUUUUCUAAGGCAGAAUCUGACAACUCAUUAUUCAUUAGAAAUAGUAAUGCUGGUUUCAUGUUUAUUUUGGUAUAUGUUGACGACAUAAUAGUAACUGGAAGCAACUCCAUCACCGUCAAUGAAGUUAUAGCCCCUCUUGCCUCUCGCUUCUCCAUUAAAUAUUUGGGAAAUCUCAGUUAUUUUCUUGGUGUUGAGGUGGUUCAAAAUGCUGAUGACAUUAUUCUCUCGCAAGCCACUUAUAUCAAUGAAAUUCUGAAUGAUGAGUUGAUGGUUGAUUGUAAGAGCGCAAACACACCGAUAAGUGCUUCUGAGUUGCUCAAACUCAAUGAUGGGGCUCUGUUAACUGAUGCGACUCGCUACCGUCGAGUCUUGGGCAGACUUCAAUAUCUUUCAUUUACAAGGUCGGACAUUUCCUAUGUAGUCAACAAAUUAUCCCAAUUUAUGCAAUCACCAUCUAAUCUUCACUGGAAAGUUGUGAAGCGAGUUCUUAGGUACCUUCAUGGUACGAUCAAGUUUGGCCUACGUGUAUCCCCGAAUUUUGAUUUCAAUUUGCGUAUGUACUCUGAUGCGGACUGGGCUGGAGAUCUCACUGAUAGAUCCUUCACAUCCAGCUAUAUUCUGUUUCUUGAUAGCAAUCCUAUCAGUUGGUCCUUUAAAAAGCAAAAGAUUGUAGCUCGCUCAUCAACUGAAGCUGAAUAUAGAGUUGUUGCCAAUGCACUCACCGAACUACUGUGGGUCAGAAACCUACUACUUGAGAUGUGA
Nicotiana tabacum (common tobacco) is the source of this 768-nucleotide messenger RNA. NCBI's taxonomy places the organism in Eukaryota, Viridiplantae, Streptophyta, Magnoliopsida, Solanales, Solanaceae. The record is from RefSeq and is a predicted model, not a curated record.